Messenger RNA from Drosophila willistoni, 1104 nucleotides. RefSeq names its product trypsin-4. Lineage: Eukaryota; Metazoa; Arthropoda; Insecta; Diptera; Drosophilidae. Gene Ontology annotation, biological process: proteolysis. Bases 1 to 807 code for a protein of 268 amino acids. Gene Ontology annotation, molecular function: serine-type endopeptidase activity. The transcript has a single exon. The record is from RefSeq and is a predicted model, not a curated record.
AUGUAUCAUUUACAAUUUGUCCUAAUGCUGGUUUUGCUCAUUUGCAGGAGCAAAGGAUUGAACAUUACCCAGGAGCAGAAGGAUAAAGAUGGUCGCAUUGUUGGCGGUUGGGAGACAACCAUUAAUUAUUUUCCUCAUCAGAUCUCCCUGCAGAUAGGCACACGACAUGCCUGUGGUGGUGCCAUCGUGGCUCCUACACUCGUCCUUACCGCUGCCCAUUGUGUCCUGGAGUACCAUAGACCGGAACAAUAUGUCAUACGAGCAGGAUCCAGCGAAUGGGCCACUGGUGGCAGUUAUAUUCACAUUCGUCGCAUCAUACCACAUUCCCAGUUCCAGGAACCGACACCCAUGAACAAUGACAUUGCCCUGAUUCAAUUAGCGACUCCUCUGGUCUAUAGUGAAAAUAUACAACCCAUUGCUCUGGCCACCAAACAGGAUAAGAUUGCCUUCGCAUCGCAACUCUUUGUCAGUGGUUGGGGAUCGAAGACUCUCACGCAAAUUCAACCAGAGAAGCGUCUACGUUACACGGCCCUAAAGCAACAGGAUCAGACUCAAUGUAAACACAACUAUCAAGGAGCUGGCACUGUCACGCCCACAAUGUUAUGUGCCGGCAGUCCAUUUGGCGGACGAGACAGUUGUCAAGGCGAUUCGGGUGGUCCUUUGAUCACAAGUGUAAAUGGACAACUGAAACUCUUUGGCAUCGUGUCAUGGAGUCUGGGCUGUGCCCAUGCCCUCUAUCCGGGUGUCUAUACAAGAGUGACUGAAUACACGGAUUGGUUGGCCGAAACACUCAACGAGCUCAAUUAGUCUAUAGAAAUACAACUAAUUUUAAGUUUUUAUGUACUAUAGAAAUCUAUGCUAAUGAGUUGGAAUAUUUGUUCGAACGGCUCCUAACUGUAAUUGUCGCCUUAAGAAGACUUCUUUCUGUCUAGAUCUUAAUCUCUUUUAAGGUGAAUUGAUUCUAACUAAAGAGUUUACUUCAUAGACAUCACAUAGAAUAUUAAACUCAUUACAUUUAUUUCAUCUUUUAAAGCCUUUAAACAAAAUUCUGUAAAGAAAAUAAAAGGAAGCGAAUGCUCAAAUAUGACUUUUAAGUCAAAUUCA